CAUGGUUAAGGAAUAUCUUUCAUGAUUUUCUAAAUUAAAUGGGUUGAAUUAUUGUAAAAUAUUUAGAGUAAAGUGAGAAAAAAUAGGAAAAUAAUGAAUUCAAUGCAUAAAACAUUAAUUUGGAUACUUUAUUCUGUAGUAGAAACGCAAAAUUUGGUGCUUUCCCAAUUUUGUCUCUACGUUUCAGAGCAUAUCAGAUGCAUUAAUUCCUACCGUUAUGGAUCCAAUUUUGUCUCUACGUUUCAGAGCAUAUCAGAUGCAUUAAUUCCUACCGUUAUGGAACCAAAUUUUGCAUUUCUACUACAGAAUAAAGUAUCCAAAUUAAUGUUUUAUGCAUUGAAUUCAUUAUUUUCCUAUCUUUUCUCACUUUAGUCUGCAUAUCUUACAAUAAUUCAACCCAUUUAAUUUAGAAAAUCAUGAAAGAUAUUCCUUAACCAUGAAAGAUAGAAGUUUAAAGUCCUAGAUUUUCAUGAGUGCAAAGUUUCCUACCUUUUGGCCUUUAUAUACUUUUUGUGCUUCGUUUCAAAGAACCUCUUCUUAUACAAAACCAUCAAAAGGAUAGAAUCCAUGGGUAGUAGACAUGCUCUUAAAUCCCUUGUGUUGAUACCAUUAUUUGUCUUAGUAACCUGUAAUGCAUUUGAAGAUUUUCUUCAUUGCAUAUCCACCAGUUCCAAAGAAAACAUUGAAAAAUAUAUUCACAAGCCUAAUUCUCCAGAAUACUCAUCACUCCUGAAAUAUGCCCAAAAAAUUUCAAGAUGGUCAAAUUCAACAUCUGCGUUCCCUCUUUUCAUUGUUACACCAUAUCAUGAGACCCAAAUGAGAUCCAUUAUUCUUUGCAGCAAAAAGCUUGGUUUACAAGUCAGAGUCAAGAGUGGGGGACAUGACUAUGAAGGCCUCUCAUACCGCUGUCGAUCCCCGUUCAUCAUGAUUGAUCUAUGCAAUCUCAAAUCCAUUAACAUUGAUCUGGAAAGUGAAACUGCCUGGAUUCAAACUGGGGUGACUCUAGGCCAACUUUACUAUGCAAUUGCUCAAAAAAGUAAAACCCAUGCAUUUGCUGGUGGGCUAUGUCCUACAGUUGGAUCAGGUGGACACAUAAGUGGUGGAGGCAUAGGGACUUUGUUAAGAAAGUAUGGUCUUGCUGCUGAUAACGUUGUAGAUGCAAGGGUUAUGGAUGCCAAUGGACAAAUUCUUGACAGGAGAGAAAUGGGUGAAGAUUUGUUUUGGGCUAUAAGGGGAGGUGGAGGAGCAAGUUUUGGGGUAAUACUUGCAUGGAAACUCAAGCUAUCUCGUGUUCCUGAGCAGGUUACAGCUUUCACAAUUCGUAGAAAGCUUGAUCGUAACAAUAUAAAAUUGAUCCAGAGAUGGCAAAAUAUUGCCCAUCAAUUUCCUGAAGAUCUUUUCGUGAGAAUGAUCCUUCAAAAUCAAGCACCAGUUGUAAAAGGAGGAGAAAAGAUUGUUCAGAUUUCCUUUCAAGGUUUGUAUCUUGGGACGGCUGAUAAGCUUGUUACUUUAUCAAGCCGAUACUUGCCGGAAUUUGGGAUAAAGGUUAGAGAUUGCUUUCAAGAUCCCACUGAAAUUAAAAAUUGCAAAAGGAAACCUUGCAUCAAGAAAGAAUGCUAUCAAGUUCCAUGGAUCAAAUCAGCGCUUUAUUUCGCGUCAAAAAUACCUAAAAGUUCGUUGCAGUAUUUGGUGAGCAAAAGGAGCACGCCUGCUUAUUACAAGGCAAAAUCUGAUUUUGUUAUACGACCAAUACCAGAAAAGGCAUGGGUAUUGAUAAAGAAAAUGUUUCUUGAAGAAGACAGUCCCAUGAUGAUAUUAGAUCCUUUUGGUGGAAGAAUGAGUCAAAUUUGCGAGUCUAAACUUCCAUUCCCACAUAGGAAUGGGACAUUGUAUAACAUACAAUACUUGGUAAAUUGGAAGCACAAUAACCAAAGUGAGAGCAACAAGCAUAUUGAAUGGAUAAGAAGGCUCCAUAAGAAAAUGGAGCCAUUUGUUUCUCAAUAUCCUAGAGCUGCAUAUAUCAAUUACAGGGAUCUUGAUUUGGGGGUCAAUGGAGAGGAGUACAAGUAUGAAGAAGCAAAGACAUGGGGAGAAAUGUACUUCAAAGACAAUUUUGAAAAGUUGGCAAGGAUAAAGAGCAAGGUUGAUCCUAGCAACUUCUUCAGGAAUGAACAAAGUAUUCCACUUUUAUUUUGAGGCUAAAACAGCACAAAGAUGCAUUUGCGUAGUUUGCCUACCAUGAUAUACUUCUUUAUCAAAAUACAACCAGUCUUGCAGGAUAUAUAUCAAGUGUAUGUUGAAUUGAUCAUGACUCUGUAUGGUUGUAUAAGCAUUUAUUAUCUUUUUUUAAUAAUAAACAAUGCAUUCAUGUUGAAUUGAUCAUGACUCUAUGUGGUUGUACAAGCAUUCAUUAUCUUCUUCUACGAUAUAGACUAAGGGUGAAAGCUCCCAUGACACGUAGGAAUCGUCGUUAUAUGGAAAUAGGGAUGGUUCCUUUUUUAUUACAAAUUGUUGAUGUCAUCAAAUUGGGUGUUGAAAACUAGAAAGUUUUGCUUCGGUUGGAUGGUUUGAUGUAGUAGUUAGUUACGGGAAAUAGGACAAUUGAAAAUUUAAAGUGUGAAUUUUCACUUUAUUGAUUGGAGCAAGUUGAAUUAGAUAUUUCUAAAAUUCAGUUGAUAGUGCGAAAGUUUAUGUUAAGCCGGCGGUGGAACCGAAUCUAAUGAGUUAGGAUGUUGGAGUACUUGGUUUAAACUGUUUAAUCUUUUAUUUGCUAAUUAUUUUUAUGCUGUGCAAUGAUUUUUUUAUUAUUCAGAUAAAUUUCUAAAUCUUUUAUCUGCCUAACUAUUUUAACACUGUGGAAUGAUUUUUUGUUAUUUGAUAAAUUUCUCCAAUGAGGAAGAUUAAGAACCUAGAUACUUUCGAUUUGGAAAUUGGGCAGUUAAUAAUUUCCAUGUGGUGUUUUGCAGACAUCAUGAUCGGUAUCUUCGAUUGGUAAUCCAAAAGUCGUUUCUUAUGCAUUCUGAAUUUUACUCCAACAUCCUAACUUUCCAGUAUUAUGGAAAUAGCUAGAGUUGGCAAAAUGGAUUCAAAUCCAUUUAUGCAUCUAUAUAAACCAAGUUUAAAUGGAUUUGGAUGACUCAAAAAAGGACGAUAACUUUAAAUGGAUAACUAUUUAAAAUCAAUUAAAUUGAUGGAUUUGCAUGGAUUAUCCGCUAGAUCCGUAUAAAUCAAUUUAGCAAAAUAGAAUGCAACGGGAAGACGGACAGACCCAGGACUCACAACUUCUUCGUUCCAGAAAGCGUCAGCGUUGUGGGCCCACAAAACAGGAGAACAUCAUGUCUGAACGCUUGUAUAAUUCUCACAAAAGAAGUGGAGCUAGAAACAAAUAGUCAAAAUAUUGAUAACUGGCCUCAAUGAGUUGGUUAAAUUUGAGAAGAAUCUUUUUUUGUUAUUGUCUUGUACUUCCUUCAGUAUAGUUUCGUUUUUUUCUUUUUUGUAGAUUUUUCCCUUUAGUUGCUUAAUAAUCACAUGUCCUUUGCCUUCUACUAAGGUCCGUUUGGAGUUGCAAUAACUUAUUAAAAAGUAAUUCUUCAAUAGAGUUUUUAA
Messenger RNA from Coffea arabica (coffee), 3606 nucleotides. RefSeq names its product berberine bridge enzyme-like 22. NCBI's taxonomy places the organism in Eukaryota, Viridiplantae, Streptophyta, Magnoliopsida, Gentianales, Rubiaceae. Gene Ontology annotation, molecular function: FAD binding; oxidoreductase activity. The record is from RefSeq and is a predicted model, not a curated record.